This is a messenger RNA of Scylla paramamosain (green mud crab), 2010 nucleotides long. RefSeq lists its product as uncharacterized. The record is from RefSeq and is a predicted model, not a curated record. Lineage: Eukaryota; Metazoa; Arthropoda; Malacostraca; Decapoda; Portunidae. Bases 888 to 1634 code for a protein of 248 amino acids. The transcript is spliced from 4 exons.
AUAAUCUAGAAAUCUUGUUAAUCUAUCACUAGAACACCCCUGAAAACCCAAGUCACUUUGAAUGUAGUGGAGGUGCAGCACAUAGGUGUUUCAGGAUAUGGUCCUCAGGUCAGUGCGACAAAUAAGCGAAGCGCUGAGGCCAUGCGGAUGUAGUGUACACCAUAAACAUUUACGCAACCAGCAGUGACACAGUUUUGCCUCUGGUGACUACAGGAGGGCAUGGCGAUGUAGCCGUGCCCUCCUUGUGGCCCUUGGUAGCUUGUGGCGUGGCGCGUAGUGUGGUGGUAUGUGGCAGCCUCCCAGCCCGGCCAUAGACGCACCUUUGUCCCAUGUCGCGACGCAAGGCUCACUUCCACGAACUCCUCACUUCUCGAGAUGCUCAGAACUCCGCCUCGUGCACGCCUCCAGUGGCUCACUAAGCAUCGCCGUGUCUUCCUUUCUGCUCCAUAACACGCUUGUCCGUUUGCAGGUGUUAAGAUGCGCGGCUCUGUGCUGGCAGCGGUGACGGGUGUUGCCCCUCCUUGCUCCUCCUGGCCGUGACGGAAGGUGUUGUGGUGAGUCUCCAGCCAGGCACCCACGCCCCAGACAACGGGAACUGCAGCGAGAGCAUCAAGUUAGUGCCUGUGCUGCGUCUCGUCACUCCCGCCUCCACCACCUCCACCGCCUCUCAGCCCCUGGCCUCAGACACCCUCGCCCUGCCUGUACCUACGACCACCACUCACCCACUCCUCUACCCACAACCCCACAGCACCUUCGCCCCCACACCAACACCCGCUUCACCCACUCCAGCAUCUUCCAAACCGACACUAUGGCCGAAGAAGCAAAACAUAAGCUUCAAUGGAAAACUAAAAGCAACAAAAGUACCACAGGCAACAGAGCAUCCUAAGAUGUACGACAGCCACAAACUUGAAAAACCAGUGGAUAAACUGAAGUUAGACUCAUAUUUCGCAGAAACCACAAGUUUUUCUGUCUCCUCUUCUUCAUCAUCCUUCUCCUCCUCCACAUCAACUCCUGCGCCGUCAGCUCGCGUUACUAUUCCCCUACCUGACUCCCCGCCACGUACCUCCACUCUCCCCCUCCCUUCCCCAACUCUGCCUCUCCCUACUGAUCCUCCUGCCGCCUCCGCCACCACCCCCAUGUCGCUAAACACCCUGCAGCAGAUGGGGGAGCGAAUGAAGCAGCUGGUGGCCAAGCGUCUGCCUCUCGCCAUCACCGCAGGCUGGGCUAAGGACUUCCAGAGACCUUACCUGGAGCGGAUCCGAGCAGUGAAUCACGAAAUUGUGGACAAGGUGCUACAGGCAGACUACGAGACUUCCACCACCUCCAACACCAACACCACCAACACCGACGCCUGUCACCUGUUGGAGAAGCGUCUGGCUCCUCUGUUCCAUCAGCAGACACUCCUCCUCCUCCUCCUACAGGCACUACCGCAGUCCCUGGAGGAGGUGGAGGAGGCCAUAUGGAUCCCAGAGAUCACCGACUACAUCUUCAGGCCGGAGAGGCGGGCCGUGUUUGACGUGUACAGCUGCCAGCAGUGUUACGCCCUUGACGCCACCGGGGUGUGUCGUGAGGUGUUCUUCUGUAAGGAUGGCGAAAAUAUGUUCUCAACAACUCGUCGUCGCCAGUAUGUGUGAUCCACCAUGCCCUCGCCGCCCACUUCCUGCGUCAGAGCGGUGGUGGUAGUGUGCUGAGGGUGGAAGGUGCAGAGAUGGUAAACAGUGCAGGACGAGUGGAUGUACUUAUUUUCAAGUCAUCUGUUCUCCUUUAUUGUAACCAUAACUUGUGAUAUGAGUACAUUAAUAUAAUUUGUAUAGUUUCAUUAUAUUUAAAUUGUGAUUUCAUGAACACACACACACACACACACACACACACACACACACACACACACACACACACACAGGUAGUCACCCAUCCAUGUGUCAACCAGACCCACUGUUGCUUAACCUCGAGGAUCGCAAGAGAAGCAACAUUAUGGUCCCAUUACACACACAAUAAACAAUACUGCCUCAC